UCCCAGUCCCAGGAGCCUCGACUUCGCUGUCGGCUGUCGCUAUAAAUUUGCAGCGCCAAAGUGAUAAUGAAAGUGUUUCCUUCCGUUUGGGGCAAACAAUGUGCCAAGAAAAGCGACACCAGGCGGCAAAAAGCCCGAGGGAGGGGGGCUAUAAGAAGAGACCCCGUUUGGUUGGAGAUUCUAAUGCAGCUCAUAUGGCUGGGUUCUUCCAUUUCAAAUCCCAGCCUAUCGCCCCAACUGCUUCACAAAUUGAUUUCUGGGCAAGAUCCCGUUCCACCUGGUGUUCUUAUCUACCAACCCGGAGUUAUUAAUGCCCUCGAAACGCUUUCAGUUCUAACGGAUGGUGAAUCCCAGAAGGAAUUCAAUGGGUUGUACGUUAGACCCCUCCCGAGAAUAAGUCAGAGGUUGUGGUUGAACCACACGAAUACGCUGCUCUUGAAAGACGGCACUGAAGUACUGGAUUCCGGAAAAAGAGCUAUCGCCAACCUGGCCAAUCUAGAGCUCAUAGACUUUACCUAUCCGAGACGCAGUCUCUUUAAGUUCAACGAGUUCUUGAAGGAUACGCACCAGAGUUCCUAUUUUUCCUCCAUCCUGCAGCGGCGAAAGCUAAAGUGGGACACCCAACUGAUAUCCGUUAGCACAGCCACAAUGAGCGCCCAAUGGAUACAAAGCUUUUAUCCUAAAUUUUCCAAGCUAAGGGUUUUCCACAGCCAAGUCGAUGAACAUGGAGGAAAUCGAAAGGUGGCGGUGGAGUCGAUGAUUGUAGAAGGAAAUUUUCUCUACGAUGAAUUUGAUGGUCUGAAACUGCUGCACCUGCCGCUCAAGGAAAACUCUACUCUUCUGGUUCUUCUAAGUCCCGAGGUCAGGGACAAAAACUCAUAUGAAUUGCCCAAUCGGUAUAAUCCACUGGAGCUGCUGAAGAGGGGAAAACUGGCGACCGUUCUAGUGCAGCUGCCCAAGUUUGAGUUCGAAUACCGAACCGAACUAGUACCCACAGCCCUCAAUGGAAUGGGUCUUCGACGGGUUCAUGGGAAAGAUGCUGAUUUCAGCAAACUGACACCUAGUAAAAUAAGGCUGUCCAGCAUGGUGCAUGCCACAUCCAUUCGCAUCGACGAGUUCGGCAUCAAUGAAGAACCCUUUGAGCCCAAGCUGGUCUCUCCGGUGCGAAUAGGACCUUCUCUUAGGGUGUUUUAUGCCAAUCGACCCUUCUACUUCUCAAUUGUUAAUAAAAAUCAGGUGCUCUUCACUGGCGAGUUUUUAGGUCCCUAAGCUUGUCUUGUUUGAUUUAAGAACCAUCUGUAAAACGUUAAUAUGAGAUAUAAAUUGGGAAUUAUUUAUGCUUUGCAUACAAUCUAAA
This is a messenger RNA of Drosophila biarmipes, 1357 nucleotides long. RefSeq names its product intracellular coagulation inhibitor 2-like. The record is from RefSeq and is a predicted model, not a curated record. NCBI's taxonomy places the organism in Eukaryota, Metazoa, Arthropoda, Insecta, Diptera, Drosophilidae. Bases 67 to 1269 code for a protein of 400 amino acids. The transcript is spliced from 3 exons. Gene Ontology annotation, molecular function: serine-type endopeptidase inhibitor activity.